GGCGAAGAACGUCGAAUGCCCUGAUGCUACGAAGAUAAAUUAGAUUUCACAGAAUUUCAGUUAAUAACUACGAAAUGAACUAAAUAUCAGUGAUUAAGCGCGGAAUUCCAUUGUUGAAUGUAAUUCUUAUAAACAUUGCUGCUGUUUAGACGGCGUAUAUAGUAAUUUAACUUUUAACGAGGCAAGCCUGUUAAAUUAUAACCUCACAGUGUUAUAUUUGUCCUGUCGAAUUCAGUGGAAUUGUUCGGCUGAUUUCGUUUCUUUUAAAUGAUUUGAUGUCACAUUCGUUCAGUUGUGUAGGGUAAAUAUCGAGUUAACAUUAUAAAUGUAAAUUUCCCUUCCCCAGUCAGACUGCAAUGAGAUACGGUGCUGUAGCACAUAUGUAGUCUACGCUACUAUAGUGCCUACAGUAGGCCUACUGCUCCUGACUACAGCAUCCGUCAGCAUUCUGUUUUAAGUACUGUAGUGCUGCAGACUUAUAUUACUUGAAGUAAUUCGCUAUCAUGUAGCCUUGAAUCAGAGUGCUUUUUGCAUGCUGUAAAAAUUAUAUUAUUUCUAGGUAAAUUGUUGAGAAUUGCUUGUUUGUGUGACUUGUCCUUUGGGUUUACGGUCUUAACUCAUUAUCGCAGAGAUCUUUGUGCAAAUUUUGAGUCUAAAAGUGUAUCCCGGGAGAGGUCAGCGUUGAAAAGCGUUCGAUUUUCAAAGCUGGUCAGCCCGAAUUCCUUUCUCAUUUUGACUGCGGAUACAUAAUACACACGCGCAGCCACUGUAGUAAAUUCAGAAUGGGCAACAUUUGUCUCGUAUUGUUACAUUUGGUUACAUAGCCUAUAAUAUUACUUAUCCCAUAGCUUCGAAAUUGGAGACCAACUACUUUUUAUUAUUUAACGUUCUCAUUUGUGUUUUUGUAUGACUGUAUACCCUUAGCCUAUAUGUCUUUUUUUUCUUUUUAAUGGAACAGACAAAAGUGUAGAUAUCUCAUUGAGUCUUUUAAAUUUUGCAAACAGAGCUAAGGCCAUUGUCGUUUGCACAAUUUCCACCUACAAAGAUGGAGAUAGAGCUGUGGUUUCACUACCCAGAAUGCUUGUCUGCUAGAGGAAGUUGUGCACGAUUACAUUAAAAAAGAAGGGCAGCCCAUAUUGAAGAGGAUAACCGAGCGAGCUGAGGUAGGGAGAAGGACGAGUGUAACACACAGCUUCACAACACACCCACCACAGCCCAAGAUGGCAGAAAAACGAAGACCGGGUAGGGGUGAGAACACGGACAAAACGUGCGAAAUAUUCGGGGAAAGCAUCGCUGGGACGCACAGACGAAAGAAAGGAUGAACAUUUCAGCCGAGGACUAAUGAAGUACUGAAGCAAUAAAGACAAAUAAAGGAGAAGUCGCCUGUUUUGGUUAUAGGACGGUUUUCCUGAAGAGCACCGCAAUGAUAUCAAGAGCAAGGCCAUAGAAGAAUCGGAACAAAGAUUCAGAAGUGGUCCAGCCAAAGGAGCCCUGGCAUUUGUAACAGUGAAAACAGCCUGACCACUGACACAACUGAAGAGAUUGAAGUGGAGACUACUGGUAUGUCACCAAGAUGCUGCCUCCUAUCUGUGGUUUUUGGCUUUACUUUCUCUUUUGGAAAUGCUAAUUUUCUUGACUUAAAAUGACACUAUCAGCUACAUCAUUGACUUUAUUCUAUGUUUUUCUUCUGGGAAAUGACAAUGACUGUAAAACCAAUUUAAGUGCUUUGGAUGUUUCGGUCAGUGUUGCAGUACAAACCGUGUUUAUAAAGUGAUUUCUUGCUUUUGUAGUGCUUCCAAUUUUUAAAAGAAUUUACUCUGUAUUCUAAUGUCAGUUAUUUUUUAAAACAUUGAUUUGUUUUGAUGGUGUUUAAUAAAAAAAAUUUGUUCACUGUACAUUUUUUUUCCAAUUGAUUUUUUUUAUGUUCAUGACAUAUGAAUGCACGGUCCACCAGCUGUGGUUAUUAGAGCUAACAUUUUAAGAUUGUUUCUUCACGUUCCUAUAUAAAGGAGGGGAGGAAGUUGUUCAGAUGUCUAAAGCAAUUUUGGUCAAUCUGUUGUCAAUCAUUUUAAAAUGGUACCUUGAAUACAGCUUGAUGGUUUCUGAAUUUAGGUUUUUUUAAAAUCAAAUGAUAUGCUGUUCCUCAUGUGAUGGCUUCCCCCUGUUCAUGGUCAUUAGUCUGUGAUGUUCUAACAUAGUGGUUCAUUGGGCUAUUUGUUUUUCCUUAAAUAAAAUGUGUGUUUGUUUAAUUCAACUAAUUGUUGGUUAGGAUAUGUCCUUCUGAAUGGGACAAUGGUUUCUAUCCAUCAAACUGACCCACCUUGUUUAAACUUGUAGAGAUUUGUUGUAGUUUACCACUGCUACCAACCCACUUGACCAUAAAGUUAUUAAUUCCAAUUACAUGGAUCAGUCUUACAUUUUUGAGGUACCACAAAACCAAAUGUGUAUGGUUGGCUCAUGAAUUAAUGUACAUUGGGUAAUUUUGGGGUGCUAUAUGGGGUCUCUACUUUUGAAUAAGAACAUUCCCCCAUGUCAUCCAUUUGUACAGUGGUUAAUUUAAAUAUUUCUGAUUUUUUUGGCUUUAAGGAAACCUGGUUUGCGAUGUUAUGUUGAAGAGAUAUUUCAAAAUGGAUGCAAGCAGUGGCUUUGGCAAAUUAGUUCUCACUAUUCAAAAGUACUUUUUCCAAAUAGGCUGCUUGCACAACUAUACAAGUCAGAAUGAGUUUAAUCUGAUGCGAAGGCACUAUCUUGUAAUGGUGUCCAAUACUCUUUUGUGUUGCUUCUAUAAAAUGGCUCCAGUCGUCUCAUUUCCUGUCUGAACAGGAAGUGAUGGCUCUGAGACUUUAAAAAAAUCAAAAUAUCUCCUUUUAUAACCAUAACCUCCCACUUUUUGCCAUGAGAGGGGCUGGUUUAGGACACUUUAGGAGUCAUGCCAAGGGAUGGGCUGAAGUUAUAUUGGAUUUAUUAACAUAUAAUUGUAGUAUUUUCAGUAUAAAAUUAAAGGGGUGGGUCUUUCGUACAUCACCUGGGUACUGGGGUAAAUGGAAAGAACGUCAAUCAAAGGCUGAGCUUUCAGAGCAGGGAAGGAGCUCUAGAUGGCGGCUGAGCCUUGGAGCGGAGAGCGCAUUGAGAAACGCUGGGCUUUCUCAAGCUACUUUCCAGCAACUAAAAAAACUUUGAGCCUUCCGCAGGGGCUAAUGAAAGAAAAUAUAGAUUGCUUGCGAUUGAUUUAGUCAAAAAAAUUUAAGCCGUUUUUGUGUUAAAUUGACUCUUUCGUCGAGAGGAGUAGGCUACUGUGCUGUCUCUGCGCGAGUCGUUGUUUUCCCAGCCUAGCACCAGGCAGCCAUGGCGCACCUCCAUUUUUAGACCGCUCCGUUAACGUGCUUCUGUCUCUACUUACGUACGGUGGAUAUUUGUAACUAAAUUUCAAUUCGAAUAUAACAAACUUAUACGUAUAUAUUUUAAACGAAUUGUUUUCUUUUUCGAAAUCGCGAAACGGAAUAAAUACUCGUUCGACAAACGGGAAAGCAAGACAAUUCUACCUGUUUGUACUUGGAAUCGUAAAUACCGGGACAUCAGAUCACCUCAAAUAAAAGUUUUCAGGAUACACGAUGAUGAAGAAUAAAACUGUAAAACAGGAGGAAGAAGGCUCUACCCAAAGCAAUGCAUCAAGCAAUUCUGCUUCAGAGGAGUCCAACCACUCUGCCUCCGAGUCCGGGAGCCAAUCGGAGAGCGAGCAGGGUAGUGAGAGGGCACGGUCCCGCCGCUCCGAGUCCAACAGCACUUUGGACUCUGAGUCUGAGUCAGGUAGCGAGUCUGCCGGCUCAAAGUCUCAGCAUGCCUCAGUGGAGGUGAAGGAUAAGCCAGUCAGGAAGAAGGAUAAACUGGCUGAUGUCAAAAAGAUGUGGGAGGAGCACCCAGAUGUUUAUGGCGUCAGGCGGUCAAACCGUAGCCGGCAGGAGCCAGCUCGGCUGAAUAUCGGAGCAGAGGGCAGCAGCGAUUCGGAAAGCGAAAGUCCCAAGCGUAAAGGACUCCGGCAGAAGAAGAGAGAAAAUACCUGGAAAGAUGAUGGCUCAAAUGACGAUGAAGAGGAGGAGGAGGAUGAGGAGGAGGAUGAGACCAGCAGUUCAGACAGUGAGCAGGAAGAGAAUAAAGUUAGAUCCAGACGUCUCCCAGCCCGAAGACCACAGACCAAAACAGCUGCAGCCAAAAAGCAGCAACCUCAGAAGACCAAGAAGGUGAGGAAGCAGGAGUCGUCCGAUGAUGAUGAGGAAGAGGAAGACGAUGAUGAUGAGGAUGAAGACACUCCAAAAAGACAAACUCGGCGAAGAACGGCGACGAAAGUCAGCUACAAGGAAGAUCAGAAUGAUUUUGAGACUGACUCUGAUGACCUCAUUGAGAUGGGGGGUGAUGGGGCGGAGGAGCAGCAGGACGAUGACAGCGAGACUAUAGAGAAAGUCAUGGACACCAGAAUUGGGAAUAAAGGAGCCACGGGGGCGGCAACCACCCUGUAUGCUGUUGAAGCCAAUGGGGACCCAGGUGCUGGGUUUGACCCAGAGAAAGAUGAGGGAGAACCCCAGUUCCUGAUCAAGUGGAAGGGCUGGUCCUACAUCCACAACACCUGGGAGUGCAUGGACUCUCUUACCCAGCAGAAGGUCAAGGGCCUGAAAAAGCUAGAGAACUUCAAGAAGAAGAACGAUGAGCUCAGUCUCUGGUUGUCAAAAGCUUCCCCUGAGGAUUUGGAGUACUACAACUGUCAGCAGGAACUGACAACUGACCUCAAUAAGCAGUUCCAGAUUGUUGAGAGAGUCAUUGCAACUAAGACAGGGAAGACCCAGGGCCCAUCUGAUUUUCCCUCACACAGUCAUAAGACGUCGUCCUCUUCCAACGAGCCAGAGUACCUGUGUAAGUGGAUGGGUCUGCCCUAUGCAGAGUGUAGCUGGGAGGAUGGAGCGCUCAUUGGCAAGAAGUUCCAGCACUGUAUCGACAGCUUCAACAACCGCAAUAACAGCAAAACCAUCCCUUCCAAAGACUGCAAAGUUUUAAAACAGAGGCCGAGGUUUGUCACUUUGAAGAAGCAGCCAUCUUACAUUGGAGGGGAGAAUCUGGAGCUGCGAGAUUAUCAGCUAGCUGGCCUGAACUGGCUUGCUCAUUCCUGGUGCAGGUGCAACAGUGUGAUACUGGCUGACGAGAUGGGCCUGGGGAAGACCAUCCAGACCAUCUCCUUUCUGUCAUACCUGUUCCACCAGCACCAGCUUUAUGGGCCCUUCCUGCUGGUAGUGCCCCUGUCCACCCUCACUUCCUGGCAGAGGGAGUUCGACAUCUGGGCCCCUGACAUGAACGUGGUGGUCUACCUUGGCGACGUCAUGAGCAGGAAGACGAUCCGUGACUAUGAGUGGGUAAACCAGCAGACAAAGAGGAUACGAUUCAAUGCACUUUUGACCACCUAUGAAAUUCUGCUGAAAGACAAGGGCGUUUUGGGUAGUAUAAACUGGGCCUUCCUUGGUGUGGAUGAGGCACACAGACUAAAGAAUGACGACUCCCUGUUGUAUAAAACCCUGAUGGAUUUCAGGUCCAACCACAGGCUUCUGAUCACGGGGACCCCCUUGCAGAACUCCCUCAAGGAACUCUGGUCAUUGCUGCACUUCCUAAUGCCUGACAAGUUUGAGUCAUGGGAAGACUUUGAGGACGAACAUGGUAAGGGUAGGGAGAAUGGCUAUCAGAGCCUGCACAAGGUGCUAGAACCUUUCCUGCUAAGGAGGGUGAAGAAAGAUGUGGAGAAGUCUCUACCCGCCAAGGUGGAGCAGAUCCUCCGCGUUGACAUGACUGCGCAGCAGAAGCAGUUUUACAAGUGGAUCCUGACUCGGAACUACAGAGCUCUGUCUAAGGGUACUCGUGGGAGCUCUUCUGGAUUCCUCAACAUUGUCAUGGAGCUGAAGAAGUGCUGUAACCACGGUUAUCUCAUCAAACAGCCUGAAGAUGUAGACAGCCCCACCCAACAGGAGCAUCUGCAGAACAUUGUGCGGGGCAGUGGGAAGCUGGUUCUUUUGGAUAAGCUACUAACCAGACUACGGGAGAGGGGCAACCGUGUGCUCAUCUUCUCUCAGAUGGUCCGAAUGCUAGACAUCCUUGCAGAGUACCUGGCCUUCAAACGCUACCCCUUCCAGCGUCUGGACGGGUCGAUUAAAGGAGAGAUUAGAAAACAGGCACUCGACCACUUUAAUGCCGAAGGUUCAGAGGACUUCUGUUUCCUGUUGUCCACAAGAGCCGGAGGCCUUGGAAUCAACCUGGCGUCUGCAGACACAGUUGUCAUCUUUGACUCUGACUGGAACCCACAGAAUGACCUGCAAGCUCAGGCCAGGGCCCACAGGAUUGGCCAAAAGAAACAGGUGAAUAUUUAUCGUCUGGUAACCAAGGGAACGGUGGAGGAGGACAUAAUUGAAAGAGCCAAGAAGAAGAUGGUGUUGGACCAUCUUGUCAUACAGAGAAUGGACACAACUGGACGCACUGUACUGGACAACCACUCAGGGAACUCAAACUCAAAUCCAUUUAACAAGGAGGAGCUGACAGCCAUUUUGAAAUUUGGAGCAGAGGAGCUCUUCAAGGAACCAGAGGGCGAGGAGUCAGAACCGCAGGAAAUGGACAUUGAUGAGAUCCUGCGGCUGGCUGAGACCAGAGAGAGUGACCAGGGGUCGAACGCCACCGACGAGCUGCUCUCCCAGUUUAAGGUGGCCAACUUUGCCACCAUGGAUGAGGGCACUCCCGAGCUGGAGGCUCCGCCCUCAAGGGACUGGGAUGACAUCAUCCCAGAGGAUCAGAGGAGGAAGUUAGAGGAGGAGGAGAAGCAGAAAGAGAUGGAGGACAUUUACAUGCUCCCUCGGAGCCGGAGCUCCAACAAGAAGGCUCAAGCCAAUGACAGUGACAGUGAUGUGGGUUCCAAGCUGAAGAACAGGUCCUCUGGAUCAGAGAGUGAGACGGACGACAGUGACGAUGAUAAGAGGCCGAAGAGGCGGGGCCGACCACGAGCACGCAAGAACAAUGUAGAGGGAUUCACCGAUGCAGAAAUCCGAAGGUUCAUAAAGGCUUACAAGAAGUUUGGAGCUCCACUUGAGAGGUUGGAGGGCAUAGCCCGUGACGCUGAGCUGGUGGAUAAGUCUGUCGCAGACCUGAAGAGGCUGGGAGAGCUGGUUCAUAGCAGCUGUGUCACUGCUGUACAGGAACAUGAGGAACACCUGAAAGACAACCCCUGUGAAGCAAAGGGUCCUGGGAAACGCAGAGGGAUUAACAUAAAGAUUUCGGGGGUGCAGGUCAACGCUAAAUCCAUCAUCCAACAUGAGGAGGAAUUUGAACCCUUGCACAAAGCCAUCCCCUCCAACCCUGCAGAGAGGAGCAAGUUCCUGCUGACCUGUCGUGUGAAGUUACCGCACUUCGACGUGGACUGGGAGGUGGAGGAUGACACGCAGUUGCUCCUGGGUGUGUACGAGCAUGGCUAUGGCAACUGGGACCUGAUCAAAACUGACCCGGAUCUCAAACUGGGCAACAAGAUUCUUCCAGACGACCCGGGCAAGAAGCCUCAAGCCAAACAGCUGCAGUCGAGAACAGAUUACCUCCUCAAACUGUUGAAGAAGGAGCUGGAAAGCAAGGACGUCGUAAAACCCGCAGAGGAGACCAAAGUGAAGAAGAGGAAGCCUCGGGUGAAGAAGGAAAAUAAAGCUCCCAAAGACGAGCAUGGCAAUGACAUUUCCUCUCCGCGGCUCUCAGACGUACCGUCAGAGGAAGGAGAAGUUAAGGAUGAAGGAGGGGAGAAGAGCCCAAGCAAGAAGCGACAGAAAAAGAAGGAUAAUAAAGAGAACAAGGAGAAACAGGGAACUCCCAAGAAAGAGAAAGAGGGAGAGAAAGACAAAAAGCAUUCCAAGCCAAAAAAGGAAAAGGCCAAAGCAGGGGCUCGGGGGAAGAAACAGCAGGGCCCAGUUCACAUCACUGCAGGAAGCGAGCCUGUUCCCAUCGGAGAGGAAGACGAUGAGCUCGACCAAGAGACCUUCAGCAUUUGUAAGGAGAGGAUGAGGCCAGUGAAGAAGGCUCUGAAGCAGUUGGAUAAGCCGGAUGAGGGUCUGUCAGUGCAGGAGCAGCUGCAGCACACGCGCACCUGCCUGCUGAAGAUUGGAGACCGCAUCACAGAGUGCCUCAAGGCCUACAGUGACCCUGAGCACGUCAAGAUGUGGCGCAGAAACCUAUGGAUUUUUGUGUCAAAGUUCACUGAGUUUGGGGCCAGAAAACUCCACAAACUGUAUAAGAUGGCACAGAAGAAGCGAUCACAGGAGGAAGAGAAAGAGCAGAAGAAGAAGGUGGAGUCCUCCAGCAGGAAGAAGUCCUUCAGGCCUGAGCCAUCGGGUUCCAGCCGGGACUCCCAGCCCUCCCAAAAGCCCCUCCCGCCCCUGUCCCACCCAACACAGCCAACCCCCCAUGCCCACCACAGGGAGCCCUACAACCAGUCCAACAAAAGACACUUUAGCAAUGAUGAUCGAGGGGAUUGGCAGAGGGAGCGCAAAUACAGUUACCCCAGCAACAGCAACCAGUCCUGGCAGGGAGAACGGCAUCAUCCGUAUGAUCAGCACCGUUACAAGGAUCAUCACUACAGUGACCGUCGGCCGCACACCGACACGUACAGGAGUUCUGGAAACUACCGCAAGAGGCCUUACGAGCAAUAUGGCAAUGACAGAGAUCACCGCGGUCACCGUGACUACUAUGACAGGCACCAGGACACAAAGAGGCGGCGUACGGAUGAUUUCCGCUCCCAGAACUACCACCAGGGAGGUGCACAUGGGCAGGACUUCCGGAGGAUGCCGGAUCACCGUCCCCAGCCAAAUCAUGGCCCCAUGGGUCUUGAACACUACCGGCCCUUCCACCAGGACAAGGUCGGAGGGGGGGACUACAAGCCACCCCCCCUCCUAGACCCCCGCUCCCCUCAGGCACAGCAGUCGCCUCUCGACUCCCGCUCACCGCCGGAAAGGACCGCUGAGCCCAAAAAUGCCACUGGCGAUUUUAACUGGAACAGCCGUAAGACAUGAGGGAUGGGGGUGCGGGUCUGAGUGUGCCUGGUAAGACCUGUUCAUGCUGGAAAAAAAGGUAAAAAAAAAAAAAAGAAGGGUAGCAAGGAAACAGACAAGUGUGCUGCUUUAAGGAAAUAGGCCAGUCCCCUUGACCCAGACUUUUCCCCACUUCUCUUCUGUAGUGAAGUUCUUGGCUUUCUUGACUUCCCAAGGUAGGGGGGAAACAGGACUAGAGCACCACUGACCAGCAACCACAAUAUGUUCUCUUAUCAUGUAAAUGUGACUGUGGUAAUUUAAUUAGGCACAGAUUUAACUCUAGGUGUUGAAAAGGUGUUCUUCCGGAAUACAGCAAAAGCAAGAGAAACUGCGUGGAGGUCUGAAAUUAGCCGACCAUCUUUGGCACGGUUAAUUGGAGCCUCUGGCUGGCCUGCCCUCGGUCUCGUGGGGAGUGAAUUGCACAGAAGCCUGUUUAGUCCCAUGGACUGUUGUUGGGGAGAGUUCAAUGCCUUCACAUUCAACCUUGACUGAGUUCUGGAAUAUGAAAGUGCCUCACACACUUGGCCUAUCUUUUGAAAGAUAUUAUUUGUUGAGGGAUAUAUAUAAUAUAUAUAUAUGUACAUAUAUAAUUUGUUUCUGUUCUUCCCAAAGCAACAGUUUUGAUUUUGUGCCAUUUUGUCCAAAGCAGUCUCCUCUCCUUGACAGUGUAAGGGUUUGUUCACUCUUCUGGUCCUCGGAGAUACACUUUUAACAGCUCUUUAUUUGGAAGAGUGUAGGUUUUGACUUCACAGGAAAUUAUAUCAGUAUGUCCUUAUUUUAAUACUCUUGCAAGCGGGAAAGCCGGACAGAGGGGGUUUGGUGGAAAAAUAGCCCUCUGUUAAGCGCUAUAUUUGACCUCCCGGAGUUCCCCACGCUCAUAUGACCUGUCAACUCUGAAUGUUCUAUAAAGCAGCCCAGUUUCUGGUUGCUGUCCUGCUGUUGUAAUAAUUUUUUUGACAAAAUGUUGAAAACGUGCAAGGAUUGCCCUAGCCUCCCAUGGUGUUCAGACUGCGGAGGCGAGAAGCUCCCCCAGUGGGCAAAAGGAUAGUAGCGUGUUACUUUUGCCUGGUCUUGUCAGUAUUUAUGGUUAACACAGACUGAGAGCAAAUUAUCACAACACUACAACUGUAAUUAAGCUAUUAUAAUUGACAUUUUCCCUCCCAGUGUGUAGUGGAUGAAUAAUUUAAACUUUCAUUUCCACAACCAAUAAAGAACUAUGAGACUUGUGCAACUUGUCUUGCACUAUGAGUAGAACAGUAUUCUGCCGUUUAUUAAAUGAUGCAACUUGAAUUAUAUUUCAGGUAUUACCACAUAAAGGACAUAUUCCUUGAAAGUGAAUAUAUGUAAAUUAUGCCUUUUGAACCACAUGCAAAACCAUGAAAUUGCCAAAUGGUUUGUGUAAAGGUCUGAGGGAGUAUUGAUAAAAGAAAGGGGAGGGAAAUUAAAGUAUGGGUGGAUGGAGAGGUUUGAGUGCCAUAUCACAAGCUGUUCUGUCCCAUUAUGAUUGUCCAGUGGUGUUGUUCGCUUCUCCAGCUGUGCCUUAUUUUUAUUCAUAGACCUGUAUGUGUCCGUAUGGCUAUUACAGAUGUUGUCAUUGUAAAAAAAAAAAAAAAACACACACACACAGAGGGGAAGCAGUAUUAAAUUGUUGUGAAAACAUUUUCAUGUGUGGUAUGGAAAGACCUCUUGAGCUGGGAGCGUUAGGGUGGGGGUUGUCGACAAUUGGGGUGGUGGGUUGGGUUUGGUUGUUUUUCUUGAAAUUAUGCAGAGUCCAAAGAGUCACAGGGAAGCAAAUCGUUGCACAGAAGAACCGGCAGGUGACAUUUCUCAAAACUACUGGCCACUGUAACUGAGGGGAUGGGUGUCACAGCUGACAGGCUCCUCUCCACGUUUUUUUUUUUUUGGGGGGUUCCUCGUGUGUAGUCUUCUCAGAAACAAACAUUUUCAAGAAACCAAUCAAAAUAAUUUAUAUUUGUGAAAAAGCCACUGUCCACAUAAAUGUUGCUGUAAAUAUGUCGUUUAUAGACCUAUAUGCAUUAAAUUUUCCUACAUUAUGAAA
Molecule: messenger RNA, 11145 nt
Organism: Anguilla anguilla (European eel)
Lineage: Eukaryota; Metazoa; Chordata; Actinopteri; Anguilliformes; Anguillidae
Gene: chd2
Product: chromodomain helicase DNA binding protein 2
Exons: 43
Coding region: 3612-9068 (1818 amino acids)
Biological process (GO): regulation of transcription by RNA polymerase II; nucleosome organization
Cellular component (GO): nucleus; chromatin
Molecular function (GO): DNA binding; chromatin binding; ATP-dependent chromatin remodeler activity
Source: RefSeq, a predicted model, not a curated record